Messenger RNA from Phlebotomus argentipes, 7011 nucleotides. RefSeq names its product protein ELYS homolog (gene Elys). Bases 90 to 6866 code for a protein of 2258 amino acids. The record is from RefSeq and is a predicted model, not a curated record. Lineage: Eukaryota; Metazoa; Arthropoda; Insecta; Diptera; Psychodidae. Gene Ontology annotation, molecular function: protein binding. The transcript is spliced from 6 exons.
AGUAUCGUGACGCUUUGCCGUGAGUCUUGUGGAUAGUUUUCUCGUGAAAUUUAGAGUUUUCCACAUGAUUUAGGGAUUCUGUGCGAAAGAUGGAGCUUUCUGUAAAGACUUCUACAAAAUUUGGCAAUAAUGUGUUGUUGGAAGACAGACUUGAAGGGGAAAAUGGGUUUGAGAGACUGAGUGGAAUCACCCGAAAUGGGAAGCUGUGCUGGCUGGCUAAAGGACCUCUCUUUGAGGUUAGAUCUCUGACGACCGGGAGCAAGAUUUCUAGAUAUAACUUCCAAAAGGUCCUCAGAUCUUUGACCCUCAGCAUUACUUGUGUUACUGAGAUCGAUGUUCCGGAGGUGAACACUGUCGUACUGGCGAUUGGGCUGAAGACUUCUGCCUUUGCUGGCGUUAUAUGCCUGUAUUCAGUGCUCGGAUCGCGUCCACUGCAACUAAUCAGCAUUGACGAUGGCAUUGAAAGUUGUGCAGGCAUUCAGGUGGACCACUUGAGCAAUAUCCUCUCGACUUUUGACGGAUGUCUGGCCGUGGGCACGACUUCUGGUCAUGUGGUGCUGAUAAAUCUCAACUUGAUGGUGUUUAAAGUCAGUCUGUUUGCCUACAAUCAGCACAUUCUGUGCCACAUCGAUCCCACGCCCUGCAUCGUGAUUCCUGCAGAGAGCUCAGCCGAAGAGAUGGAGAUGCUAUUUGAGCAAGCUUCCAGAGAGAAGGUCUUCUUUGGCGUCGAGCUGGCCGUGGAAGAUGAUGCUUCGGCUGUUGUCUCUCUCCUGGAUCUGCCGGAUCUUGUGAUGCUCGUUACGGGAUAUGUGGACGGGUCGUUGAUGCUGUAUAAUCUUCAGAAGCUGGAGGGAAUUCACAAAGCUUUCCCGCCAAAGAGUGAUUGUCCAUUGAUGAAGCUGGCUUUUAUGGAGCCCGCUGAUGAUCCUCGAGGACAUGUGUACAUCUGGGCGCUGCACACAUGGACAAAUCUCCCGAUUGCCGUGAUGCAUUCGGUGACUAUUGAGCAGAGAACCGACGAAACGAAUUCCAUGGUGUACAAGUACUUCAAAUCCAGCCGACCCUGUCUCACCAUGUUGAAUUACUCAGAGGAGCUUUACCCGGUGGAGAGCCAGAGCUUCAGCCGCCAUUUGACACCUGAAGAUCCCAUGUCGAGUAUUUGCAUGCUCUCGUGGGGAUCUCAAGACGGCGGAGGGAAGAUUCUGAUCUUUGACCUGAAUCAGUGGUACAAGGAGAAGAUGCCAGACUACUUGGAGUGGAAUGAGAAAGUGAGCUACCUGGCAAUCUUCCCUACGACGGGCGAGCCUGUGCUCAAUGUGUGGCUCGAUGAGAGUUCAGUGAUGACGUUCAAUUCCAUCCAGCGCCCUGAGGAGCACUUCUAUCCCAACUCUCUCACCUUCGACUGUGUCUGUGUGUCAGAUAUUGGGAGUACUCAAUACAACUGGCCAGGACUGCAGAACAGAGUGCUGGAGAACUUUAUGACAUACGGACCGAAAGCCAUUCUGGAGCCCGAUGAGUGCUUCAAAGAGAUGCUGGAGGCUGUCCUCCUGCCGCAAUUCACCGAGUUCAAGCAUUCGGAGAACUCUACACUCACGGCCAAAAGAGAUCUGCUGCUCUCAAUUGCGCUGGAGUACAAUUGCGUAGGCAUCUUGAGGGAGUGUGCCAAAGUGUGGGCGGACGGAAGUCACCUGGGUCGUCAGCCAUUCGAGGGUCUGUCCCUGUCCACGCUGACGGAGUGGAUUUGGCAGCGAGUCGGCGCCAUUCGGGAGUGCUGUGAGAAUCUCUGCGAAUCCCUCUUUGAUUUCUCAGGCAGACGCCUUGACAGUCGCUCCACGGAGACAUUGGCUCACUGCACACGCCAGCUGAGACUCCUGGCAGAGCUCAUGGAGAUGAUCAUCAACUUUUGCUCCGAGUACAUUCCAUACGAUGUCAAAGAGACACUCAAUGAGCAGCUGAAGAUGAUGCAAGCCUCGGCUGACUAUCACGAAGUGAUUCAGUGGCUACACAAUAUGGGACUCCUGCCAGAGGGAAACUGGUCGUCCUCGUCGAAAGCAUGUGAAGCAACUGCCAUUCCCUAUCCAUAUCCCAUCUUGAGGAGUUUCUACGAGAAGCAGAGGAUCAAAUUCAGCAAUUUGACGAAGAAGGGAACGUACCGCAGUGGAAAGUACAGCGACAGUCUCAUCUAUAUCGACGCGUUCAUUGAGGAGGAGUGCUGUGGUGCAUUUCUGAGGAGGAAAUGGCACGUGAGUGGAGACGAUGGUCUCUAUCCACUGUCAUCCCUCCGCAAAAUGACUAACAUCUUCCUCCUGAGUGAGAUUCCUGUGGAGAACAAGUAUGCGCUCUUCAUGUAUCUGUUCCUGGAUCUGGACAUGACAAUGAAGAAUGAGGAGAAGUAUGCUGGAAUCAUUCGGAAUCUCAUCAAGUUCCCGGCAGUCUUCAAGAUGAACACAUCAACCAUUAAGAUAACGCAGGCCUUCUGGAAACUCGAUCACGGUGAUCUUGAGGGCGCUCUUGAAGACUUGGUCUCACCACUCGGCCAGGGAACUUACUUGUCGCAAUGGCAGAGGGAAUUGCUGAUUGAGUGCCUCCUUGUGCAGGACAAUCUGUGUCUGGCACUGCGUGCUCUUCAGGCACCAGGACCGCCGAUUUCUCCGCUCCUGGAGAUGCGAACGCUCUUGUCGAAUAAGAUGGUCUGCGAUGCCUUCCAGCUGCAGAAAAAUAGCGGCGAUCCCUGCUUCAUGUGGGAGUUCUUCAAGCAGUGCUGGGAGUUUAAGCUCUUGGGUCAGAUCCUUAGUCUGGCUCUCACAGAUGUCGAAGGGGAGAUUCUGUGCUUAUUCCUGAAGACUACUAAUUCAGCUUUGGCCAGCAAUCUGCGGUUUACCUAUCUACUGCAACGCUCAAAGUACAUGGAGGCUCUGGCUCUGUUGGCGGAAUUGAAGGAGAAGCAGGGACUGCAAGGGAUGUUCGACACAGAGACACCUUGUCUCGUAAUGGAGGCAUACAAUUCAACCAUGACGCCGAUGGUGCGGGAUCUCUCGCAAUUGGUGAUGAAGCAGCAUGGAAAGGUGCAACACAAAAUCACCGAUCCGGUGCCAUUGAGCAGUAGUUUGAUCAAAGAGCGUCAGAGCUUGGAAGGCGGGAUUUACAACAAGUCGGCGGCCGCCGUUGAGGAUGCCACUCUGUCGUGGUUGUUCCAAGCGAAGACCAGCAAUAAUCUGACCAGUGCACCGUUUGUGCGAAAGCCCAUCCAGGAGUUUCUGCUGAAGCCGGAGAGCAAGGUCGUUUAUCCACGUGUAAUUGAGGGUUCGCAGAAGAGGAAGCUGGAGAGAGAGUCUCCGAUGAGUGGAGAAAACGAGGGAGGAGUGAAGAAGUACCGAUUAGAUGAGCCGUCACGUCAUCUCACCACGUUCGUGCAGAAGAGUCGAGCUAGUGAAUUUGCAGACAGUAUGCACAAGCAGAUCAACAAAGUCCAGGAGAUUAUUAACACUACUCAGAGUGGUUCGACAGUGGCGCAAACAUCUCUGAAGUUUUUCGAAGUGGAAACUGCAGUGAAGCCACUUGAGGAGUCAAUGGAUGUUUCGCCAAAGUCCACAUCUUUCUUGGGAGCAACUCCGCGACCAUCAAUCAGACAAACCACAUUUGAUCAUUCAACGGCUUCUGUUACUUCUGUCCAGGAAUCCUCUGUGGAUGAAUUCUUCUCGCCAAACACUUCGAGAGUGGAGGAGAAAUCGUAUGAAUGGCCAAAAGCAAGGAAAUCUCUGCGAUCUCUCUCGCCACAAGAGACUAAUAAAGAGCCUGAAGUUAUGGAGACACAUGAGGGAGCGCAGGAAGAAGCUUUGGUGGAGAACAAAGAAGUCGUUGAGAUUGUGGAAGUUUCAGGAUCUGAUCGAGCGGAGAUGAGUAUUCCUGAGAUUGUCAUCACCUGUGAAGACGACGAAGUUGCUGAAGAGGCCAAAGAAGAGGAAGUUGUUGAAGUGGCCAAGAAAGAGGAAGCUGUUGAAGAGGCCAAGGAAGAUGAUCUUGGAGAAUCGUCAAUGCAGUCUGAGGAGAAGGAAGAGAGUGAGGAUGACACUCCGCCGCCACCGAAGAGACUCCUUCUCAAUCCAGCCGUGAGGUUUGCCCAGAAGCAUUUGCAGAAGAUUCUAUCCAACACAAGGUCGUCCGAUUCGGAAGAGGAGGAAGAAGAGCAGGAGCAACUUGGUAGUGGUGAAGAAGAGGUGGACGAAGAGUCAGCCGAGGAAGGUACAGAAGAAGAGAAUGGGGAGGAGAUAAUUGAGGGAGAAGAGGACGAUGAUGAGGAGGAUGAGAGUGGAUCCGAGGACAGUGAGAGUGACGAAGAAGCCGAGCAAGUUGCGAAGGCGUAUAAGUUUUUUCAUGAAGAUGAUGAUCAGCUAAAGGAGAAAUCAUCGGGGGAGAGUGAUUACAUAGUGUCAGAUGAGGAAGAGAUGCAAGAGGUGGUGCAGAAGUCAGUGCCGAUGAGAGUGCCAAUUAUCAGUGAUGAAGUGAUUGAUAUUCUGGAUAGUUCUGAGGAUGAGGAUCGUCAUUUUGAACAGGAGGUCAGACACACGGUUGAGGAGACAGAUGAACUGAAUAUUCAGGAAGAGCCACAGGCUCCCAAUCAGGAGAUCCAGUCGCAUGAGUUGUACGCCAAUUUGGAGAUUGAAGAGGAAGAGUCUCAAGGCUCGAAGGAUGCUCUCAACUAUGCACUGCUUAUUGAGAGCCCUUCUGAAACUCAGGGAGAGUCUAAUCAAACGCCUGUGGUGGAGGAUAUGGUAGAGAUGCACAACCAGGCAGUGCUCAUGACAACAGUCUCUUCGUACAGUGAGUCAUUCGAAGUGAGAGAAGUGAAUUCAGCUGAGGAGACGCACAACAGGGCAGUUUUGAUGGACACUGUCUUCUCGCCGGCCGAUUUGGAGCCAAUUGAGGAGGAGCCAUCGAUGGAAGUGCUGAAUACUGGAACGCUUAUCACGACGGUUUAUCCCAAUGAGGUGUCGCAAGGCAUGUUUCCCGAAGAGGCGCCGUCAGUGGCUGAAGAAUCCACGCUGAAUGAGAUGGAGAAGGGAAUUAUCUAUGAUGAAGAAGAUGAGGAAGAUAUUUCCUUCAAAUCUUGCACACAAGUGGAGAGCAAAAGUGACAUUCAGGAGGAACGGUCUGAAGUGGAUCAAGCGGUGUCUAUUCAAGAUCACCCUCUGACAAUAGAACCAGUGCAGGGAACUUCCAAACUGGAGGAAAACACAGAAACGGUUGAAGGUCCUGAAGGUGAGAAGAUGGAGGUAUUUGAAGUUAUUCCUCCGCCUAAGUUUGCUUAUCAGACAACAGAAGAGAUUAGUAGUGUACAGGAAGCAGUUGUGGGUGAAGUUGCAGUUAAUCUUGUUCAAGAAGAGCGAAAAGAGGUCUUUGAAGUAAUUCCUCCCCCGAAAUUUGCUUAUCUAACAACGCAAGACGACAAGGAGUCUCUUGGACAGUCGAAAGCUGUGAAACUGAGUGUUGACGCCGUUCAAGAAACUCCUGACACAACUUCAGUUGAUCUCGAACACCCUGAAGGUCAUGAUGACCACCAAGAAGCCAUGGAAGUUGAUCCUUCUCCUGAAACUAUUGACCAAGAAAUGGAAGUCGAUAAUGAAAAGAUUCAAGAGACUGAUAAACCUUCAGACCCUGUGAAAUUGGCUGAUGACGCCGUCCCGGGAGAUCAUCAUCAGGAAAUUCCUGACACGACAUCGAAGGAAGUAGAAUUGAGUGAAAAUCCUGGCCCUUCAAGGGAAAAAGUGGAGGACAAAAUCGAGUCAGAAAAUGACGAAGUCAAAGUGAGCGGACCAGUGCGAAAGAACAAAGGCAGAGUCGCUUCAUCUAGCAAGGGAAGGAAGAGAUCGUCAUCCACGGAGGAGGUGCAAGCGAAGGAGACCGUAAAAAGAAAUACUCGAGCUGCUUCUGUGCCCAAGAUGUCUAUUAUUCCGGAGGAGAUUUCUCAGGAUGAGACCGUGGACGUGAAGGAGGUUGAGCCGAAGGUGAAGACAACGCGCUCAAGAUCCAGGGCUACUUCUGAGAGCAAGGAAAUCGCUCCAACGAGAGUGAUGACCAGAAGGCGCUCCUCUGUCUUGGAGGAGACUGAGAGUCCUGCAAAUCCUCGCAGUACCAGAGCGCGUUCGAAGCCUCCUCAGGAGAAUGUGGAUAGUCCAGGGCCAGCGUCCAGGAUGCGUAGGGCACAAAGUGAGGAUCCUGAAGUGAAGAGAUCCACUAGAGCACGAUCCAAGACGCCAUUGGGAACUCCGGAGAAGGAAGAAGCAAAGCGCACCCCGGCGAAGCGCGCACGCUCAAGGCUGGGAUCGACUUCCUCUGUUGAUGUCCAGGAUGAUACUCCUUCCAAGAACCUUCGAAGCCGCGCUCGCUCGACUGAUCAGGUGAAUUCUGAGGAUGAAUCGAAAGUGGACACAAGUGGUGUGACGAAGAGACGCAAUAUCAGGGCAUCUUCGAAGCAGCCAACGGAGCCAGACAUCCAAGAGGAGGAUUCUGAGGAUGUGCCGGAGUACACUCAGACUCGGCGACUGACUAGGAAGCAACUGGCUCUCAUGCAGAAGGUGUCCAAGGCUGCUCCAGCAUAUCCAGUGAGGAAACUAAGAGGGAGGAAGGCGUCUGCUGCAGGAGAUGAUAACGGGAGUGACCAGGAGUCAGUCCAGAGCGAGAAGUCCACUCCUGAAUCUGUGAAAUCAAAGAGCAGUCGCAUCAGCAAGUCUUCGCGUGGCAAACGGGCAGCUAGUGUCGAGUCUACCAAGUCCAGCGUAAGCACUGAAAGCAAGACGCGAGGGCGAAAGGCUGCCAAGGUGUCGGCUGAUGAUGCUCCAACGCGCUCCCUCAGGACCAGGAAGUAAGCCAGAGAGAAAGCCAGGAGCCAAAGCAUCUGAAAAAAUUUUCUGUGGGAUGAGUUUCUGUAUCUGAAUUUGAAUGAAUACUUUAUUAUGUGACUUGUAUCUGAAUUUGCCGCCAUUAAAUUGUUGAACAUUCCGAAAGGCCUAU